CAUGAUGAUUAUCCGGCACCUUGAUCAGUUUUGCUGUCCACCUGACUUCCACACUGUGAGCCGGGUGUGGAUAUCCGAGAGCAAACAAGAGUCCAACUGACCUCUUCAGUGUCCUGCUGCUAAAUGAGUAUCUGAAUACUCAGGGUGGUGGUAAAGAAGCGAGAAUCCAAAAUUCAACUCGCGUUUUCUAAACAUCAUGUGUGGCCUUUCUCGGCUACCGUACACAGCUCAUCUACACGUGUGACUGUCAACAGGGUAUCAACAUGAGUGACAGCGACGACGACAUUCCCCAGUUGUCUGCGGCCACCCUGGCUGCUCUGCAGGAGUUCUACGAUGAGCAGAAUACGGGCCAGCAACAAGCGGAGGAUAUUUACUCUGUCGGAGCCGUGGAAGAGAACUGGAAUAUGAGUCAGUUUUGGUAUAAUGAAGAGACAGCCACGAGACUUGCAGAGGAAGCCAUACAACAGGCUGGGAAAGGAGGCAGGAUAGCGUGUCUAAGUUGUCCCAGUGUGUACCAGCGCCUGAAGAAGGGCGACCUGCCUGGCGUUGGUGAUGUGUCGGCCGUGGUGCUGGAGUUCGACCGCCGCUUUACGGUCUACGGUGAGGAGUUUGUCUUCUACGACUACAACGAGCCUCUGGCGCUGCCCGACAGCCUGGCAUCCCCACACAGCUUCGACUUUGUGCUCGCCGACCCCCCCUACCUGUCGGAGGAGUGCCUCGGCAAGGUGGCCAUCACCGUCAAGCACCUGGCCAAGGAGAAGGUCCUGCUCUGCACAGGAGCCAUCAUGGAGGAACAUGCAAAGAAUCUCAUGGACCUGAAGAUCUGCAACUUCCUUCCAAAGCACAGUCAUAAUCUGGCAAAUGAAUUUCGCUGUUACGCAAACUACCAGUCCCAGCUCCUGUCAUAACACUAGCUUUGGGCUUCUUGGCGAAAUUACAACAAUGCAUUCUGGUUAGAACAUUUGCAGCCUGCUGCUGCAUGCACUAUCAUGAACGUGACCUGUAUUCGCACUCAAUGAGGUUCGAAGAUGACAAUGAAUGAACUGGUAUGUUACCUCAAACAGGUGAAUUUGUAAAUACAUUUUUUUUUAAAUAUCAUGGACUAUUUGCAAUUAUUAUUAAUAUUAUCUUUGCUGAAACUGUUUUGGGUUGUAUUAUUAUGCACAGUGCAUCAAUAAUAAUAAACAAAUACAGUAUA
This is a messenger RNA of Engraulis encrasicolus (European anchovy), 1198 nucleotides long. It is a transcript of the gene eef1akmt1, whose product is annotated as EEF1A lysine methyltransferase 1. The record is from RefSeq and is a predicted model, not a curated record. Gene Ontology annotation, biological process: methylation. Gene Ontology annotation, molecular function: nucleic acid binding; protein-lysine N-methyltransferase activity. The transcript has 7 exons. Lineage: Eukaryota; Metazoa; Chordata; Actinopteri; Clupeiformes; Engraulidae. Bases 264 to 908 code for a protein of 214 amino acids.